AUGGUCAAAGCUGUUGUUCUCGGUGCUGCAGGUGGCAUUGGCCAGCCGUUGUCUCUCCUCUGCAAGAUCUCACCCCUCGUUGAUGACCUCGCACUCUUCGAUGUGGUCAACACCCCUGGUGUUGCUGCCGAUCUGUCACACAUCUCCUCAGUCGCUGUACGUGACUUCAAGGGCGAGAAGCCAGAGACAGAAGAAGCAAAGAAAAAGGCUUUGACGGGUGCAGACAUUGUCAUCAUUCCCGCCGGUGUUCCUCGGAAGCCCGGAAUGACCCGCGACGACUUGUUCAAGACCAAUGCCGGUAUUGUCAAGGGGCUUGUUGAGGCGGCUGCCAAAUACUGCCCCGACGCAUACAUCUGUGUCAUCUCCAACCCAGUCAACUCCACUGUGCCCAUCGCUGCUGAAGUCCUAAAGGCAGCCAACGUAUUCAACCCGAAGAAACUGUUCGGUGUCACCACCCUUGAUGUCGUCCGAGCCCAGACUUUCGUGGGAGACAUCAUCGGCGAAAAAGACCCUCGUAAACUGGCCAUCCCAGUCGUUGGUGGCCACUCUGGCAGUACCAUUGUCCCACUCUUCAGCCAAUCCAAACCGUCCGUGGACAUUCCGUCAGACAAAUUGGAUGCUCUGGUAAACCGUGUCCAAUUCGGUGGUGACGAGGUGGUAAAGGCCAAGGAUGGUGCCGGCUCGGCCACUUUGUCCAUGGCUUACGCUGGUUUCCGGUUUGCCGAGUCCCUCAUCAAGGCCGCCAAGGGUGAGAAGGGCAUCGUGGAGCCGACUUUCGUGUAUCUGCCCGGCGUGGAAGGGGGUGCUGCUAUCGCUGAGGCAACCGGCUGCGACUACUUCUCUGUCCCUGUGGAGCUUGGACCCGCUGGUGCCGAGAAGGCCAUCAAUGUCCUGGAGAAGGCCAAUGACUAUGAGAAGAAGCUCCUAGAUGAAGCCAUCAAGGGUCUCAAGACGAACAUUGAGGCCGGCAUCAGCUUUGUGAAGAACCCGCCGAAGUAA
Molecule: messenger RNA, 999 nt
Organism: Cladophialophora yegresii CBS 114405
Lineage: Eukaryota; Fungi; Ascomycota; Eurotiomycetes; Chaetothyriales; Herpotrichiellaceae
Product: malate dehydrogenase, NAD-dependent
Exons: 5
Coding region: 1-999 (332 amino acids)
Biological process (GO): malate metabolic process; tricarboxylic acid cycle
Cellular component (GO): cytoplasm
Molecular function (GO): L-malate dehydrogenase (NAD+) activity
Source: RefSeq, a predicted model, not a curated record